Neurospora tetraspora is the source of this 775-nucleotide messenger RNA. Its product is annotated as ammonium transporter family-domain-containing protein. The record is from RefSeq and is a predicted model, not a curated record. Gene Ontology annotation, cellular component: plasma membrane. The transcript has 2 exons. Gene Ontology annotation, biological process: ammonium transmembrane transport. Lineage: Eukaryota; Fungi; Ascomycota; Sordariomycetes; Sordariales; Sordariaceae. Gene Ontology annotation, molecular function: ammonium channel activity. Bases 239 to 775 code for a protein of 178 amino acids.
GCUUUAGGGAACGAAAGUCUUGAGCGAGGUGACGUAGAUGAGGUAUUCGAGGAUGAUUGUGUUGUUUUGGAGGCAGCGAAUGCUAUAUAGUUGACGAUCAAUGGAUUGAGUUUGUAAAAAUGCUGGAGAUUCCUCUAUCCUACCCCCAAGAACAAAAUAAAAAGAAAUUAGAGUACUAUGUUUUCUCAAGGUUAUGGUGGAGUAUGAGGCGUCGUAUUGAGUCUGUUUCUGUUUCACCAUGUCAGUCCCCGUCUACGUAGCCUCGCUCAUCGGCUUCCUCACCUCCACAAGCUGCUACUACGCCGUCAAGUAUAAGCAUCUCCUCUCCGUCGACGACGGUCUCGACAUUUUUGGCCUUCACGGCGUGGGCGGUUACGUCGGCGAUCUUUUGACGGGAAUCUUCGCCGACAACUUUGUGCCCGCUCUCGACGGCGUAUCCGGCAGCUCCUACGCUGGAGGCUGGUGGAACCGCAACUUCCGCCAGCUUGGGCUUCAGUUCGCCGGCGCAACCACUGCCGCGGCCUGGUCCUUCGUGGUUUCAUGCAUCUUGUUGUUCAUCAUCAACAAGAUUCCUGGCUUGCAUCUGCGCGCGAGUGAGGACUCGGAGAUCAGGGGUCUGGAUAUCAAGUAUUUGGAGGACGUGGACGAGGAGGGAUUUUACAUGAACGAGUGCAUCCUGCAUGGACGCACGCCGCCGAGGUGUUCUGGGUCGUUGAAGGCGCCCACGCCGGUUAUGGAACCGGUCAGUGUUGAGGGGCCUGAGAAGAAGGAUUAG